ACUCAUGUGUCACGCAGCUGCGCACCUCCUCCCAGCUGCCGUUGUUUCAUUUGCGCCAUUUUGUCCGCUCACUUUGUUGAUUGGGUUUUAGCGAGCUGUACUGGAGCCAAUCAGAGGGAAACCGGACAGUGAAGAUACGGAGGAUUGAUCAUAUUAAAGCAUGGAGCAGUACACCACUGCCACCACUACAACAGGGGAGCAGAUUGUUGUGCAGACUGCUAAUGGACAGAUCCAGCAGCAGACACAAGGCACAGUGACGGCUGUGCAGCUGCAAGCAGAGGCGCCGGGCCAGCAGGUGCAGACACUCCAGGUAGUGCAGGGGCAGCCCCUAAUGGUGCAGGUGAGCGGCGGACAGCUCAUCACAUCGUCAGGCCAGCCCAUCAUGGUGCAAGCCAUGUCUGGGAGUCAAGGGCAGACCAUAAUGCAGGUUCCUGUGUCUGGAGCUCAAGGUCUGCAGCAGAUCCAGCUGGUGCAGCCUGGUCAGAUACAGCUGCAAGGUGGUCAGACUCUGCAGCUCCAGGGCCAGCAGGGUCAGCCUCAGCAAAUCAUCAUCCAGCAGCCCCAGACGGCCAUCACAGCUGGACAGAACCAGAGCCAGCAGAUCAGCGUACAGGGUCAACAGGUGGCACAGACAGCUGACGGGCAGACCAUCGUCUACCAGCCCGUCAAUGCAGAUGGCUCUGUUCUACAGCAGGGAAUGAUCACAAUCCCCGCUGCCAGCUUGGCAGGUGCCCAGAUAGUGCAAGCAACAGGGGGCGCUAACACCAACACUACCAACAGCGGCCAAGGCACUGUGACCGUCACCCUGCCUGUCUCCGGCAACAUGGUCAAUGCAGGUGGAAUGGUCAUGGUAAGACCCUGUGCAGAGAUGGUGCCAGGUGGAGGCGGCGUUCCCACCAUGCAGCGUAUCCCCCUCCCAGGAGCCGAAAUGCUGGAGGAAGAGCCUCUGUACGUCAACGCCAAACAGUACCAUCGUAUUCUGAAGCGAAGGCAAGCCCGGGCCAAACUGGAGGCCGAGGGCAAGAUCCCCAAGGAGAGGAGGAAAUAUCUACACGAGUCUCGUCACCGUCAUGCUAUGCAGCGUAAGCGUGGAGACGGAGGGCGGUUCUUUUCCCCUAAAGAAAAGGAGGAGGCGGCUUUAGGCCUAUCGCAAGAAAUCGCCCCGGCAGCAACAGAUGAGACAGUGACUCAGAUGAUCAGAGUGUCAUAGCGUUUUCCCUGACAUCAUGACCUGCCUGUGACUCUUCAACCCAGCUGACCAUCCGACACACUCUUCCGUAGUCCUCAACACACCCAGCAGUGCUUUCACUGUGGCGUUUUCUUUUCUCUCUCAACUUUUUUGACUGGUCUUCCAGGGAGCUGGCUGUGUCACAGCUGAGCCAGGAGACUUCUCUGGUCUUCUUCAUUAAAAUGGAGGAUGUUAUCAUGUUGGCUGAGCCCAGUUUUGUUUUGUUUUUCUGUUUUAAGAUUCUUUUUUUCGUCAACUCAUCACACAGGGGGAAAAAAAAAAAACGACAGUCACAAAGCCAUACACUCAGACUCUGGUCUGUUGACAAUUUGUUGAUCUGCCUCCAGUUGACACAUUUUUUUUUUCUUUUUAAUGGUACCAUUUUUUUUUUGUUGUUGUUGUUGUAUUUUUUGUUUUCUGACGCAUUUGUUACUUUAUGCUACCCUGCUGUUUUCCAUCAUUGAUUCCUCCUUUACAUAAAAAUGUAAUUAUUUAAAUCCAUGUACUUUUUGGACUUGCCCUGAUGGCUGCAUAGUACAUGGUGCUCCAGAAAUGUAAUAGUAAUGUGAAGACAUUGUAUAGAAGGACGACUUUUGUUCUGUGGAUGCAUUUUAUACAAUUUAUAGUUGGACUUUGUGUUUUGCUGGGGAAAAAAAGAGCAAUUAUUUGUAAUACACACUUCAUUCAUGUAUAGUUGAGAACUUUUCAUCUGUAAGUCCACCUAGUUGUUGUUUUUUUUCUUUGUAGAUAGAGAUUUUUUAUCCAUCAGCAUCUGUCAAUGUUAAUAUUUUUUUUAUAAAUUGUGAAAAGGACAUUGUCUUCAUAAAAACAUGUCAAUUAAAAUUUUAUUAAGAAAUGA
Poecilia latipinna (sailfin molly) is the source of this 2087-nucleotide messenger RNA. It is a transcript of the gene nfyal, whose product is annotated as nuclear transcription factor Y, alpha, like. Gene Ontology annotation, molecular function: DNA-binding transcription factor activity; DNA binding. Gene Ontology annotation, cellular component: CCAAT-binding factor complex. The transcript has 10 exons. Bases 161 to 1210 code for a protein of 349 amino acids. Gene Ontology annotation, biological process: regulation of DNA-templated transcription. The record is from RefSeq and is a predicted model, not a curated record. NCBI's taxonomy places the organism in Eukaryota, Metazoa, Chordata, Actinopteri, Cyprinodontiformes, Poeciliidae.